Molecule: messenger RNA, 738 nt
Organism: Lolium perenne
Lineage: Eukaryota; Viridiplantae; Streptophyta; Magnoliopsida; Poales; Poaceae
Source: RefSeq, a predicted model, not a curated record
CCAACUAUAUAUACAACCCGGGAGAUUCCUGGCCUACAUUCCAUACCCAUCGACCUUAAUUAAUAUACUUUCUCAACCCACCGUGUCGCGAAAGAUCACACGAAAAGGAGCUAGAUCGAGCUCGCUAGCGAAAGAAAGGAGAAAGGAAGUAGAGAGCUAGUCCGCAAGGCCUUCUGAUGGGGAACUGCGCAGCGCAGUCGCGGCACGCCGGGGAGUCGUGGGCGGACGACGGCGAGUGGGAGUGGGAGGAGGCGUCGUCAUCGUCGUCCGACCAACACCGCCGAGCGUCGGAGGAGGAGCACACAGAGGUGACGAUCAGGAUCACCAAGAGGCAGCUGCACGAGCUGAUGGAGAGGAAGGCGUCCGGCAGCGGCGGCGGGAAGACACGGCAGCUGCUGGAGGACAUCAUGAACUCGGGGAAGGUGCACCACCAUGACCUGCACAGGGACGAGCACUGGAGGCCCGCCCUGCAGAGCAUCCCGGAGGCCGGCGAGUCGUCGUCAGCUGGUCCAUGCAUCUCGUGACCAAAAACUGCUGUGGAUGGCUGCGCUGCCAAGCUAUCUGCGUGUAUUUCCUCCGUGUAUUUCCAUGCCGUUGAAUGUAAUCCAUGAAGACCCGUGUACAUAGAAUGCGGUUGGACAAUACGUAUAGAUUGCCAGGCUGACGUACAUGAAUACGUACGUGUAGGGGAUUAAGUGUGAAUACCAAUUUCAUAAAAAAAAAUCCAUUGAAUUGUCA